AUGUCAAGAUCACCAUCUCCACCAACCAUCACCUUACAGCAAGACGAGAUGUCCGAAUCUGCUGACCACCUUCUCGAUGAAUUGAGCAAGAAGCUCGUUGACGAGGUUAUCCCAGUUGCACAAGGACAAGUUGGAAACCAGCAUUUCGAUGAGCCAAAAAGUCAAAAAACGCCACCGUCUUCUUUGAAUGACUCGUACGCUGAAGAACUACUCGAAGCGAAACUCAUCAACACUGAUGAGUCCAGCAAUACAACGCACAACAAAAUGAGCUUUAUGGAUAAAGUUAAAGACACCGCCAACAGCGCCUACGAAUCAGUUGAAAAUACUGCCGUUGGAGCCAAGGACGGAGUCGUCGGAGCAUUCAACACCGUCGGUGAAAAGAUUGGUGGAGCCUACGACAGCACCAAGCAAUAUGCUUCCGACAAAGUCUCUGCUGCCGGAGACUAUGCUUCUGAAGCCGGAAAGAAGGUCGGCGACGCUGAGGAUUCUAUGAUCCAAGGUGCCUACGAUGCCAAGGAUUCGGCUAAGGAAAGCGCUUCAAACGCUGGAAACAAGAUCUCCAAUGCGUUCACAUCGUUGAAGGAUUCCAUCACUGGAGACAACGCUCACAAAACCGGAGAGGCGCUCAAUGAUAAUUACGAAUCCGUCAAGGAAUCUGCUUCUGAGGCUGCCGACAGACUCAAGGAGCCAGCACAAAAUACCGCUGACAAUGCCAAGGAUCUUGCCAACCAAACAGGAGAGGAGAUGUCUGAUGCUUUCGAGUCUGUCAAGCAACUCACUUCUGACACUGCCGAAAAUGCCAAGGAGAAUGCCCAUGACGCUGCUGACACAGCUAAAUCGUACAAAGACAAAGCCGGAGAGAAGGCUUCGGGAAUCCUAGACUCUUUCAAGGCCCAUGCUAGUGAUGCUAAGGACAGCGUCGAGAACAAGGCUUCAGACGCUUACAACAGUGCCAAGGAUAAGGCUGGAGAUGCUUGGGAUUCCACCAAGGAUGCUGCCGGAGAUGCUAAGGAUAAGACCAAGUCUUUCACUGAAAAGGUCGGAGACAAAAUCUCGGGAGCUUAUGAUUCCGUCAAAGAAAAAGCUUCCGAUGUAGCCGACUCUUUCAAGGCCCACUCGACUGACUCAAAGGACAACGUUGAGAACAAGGCCGCCGACGCCUACAACACUGCCAAAGAUAAGGCUUCCGAUGCCUGGGAUAAGACCAAGGACAAGGCUGGAGAGGCUAAGGACAAAAUGGGAGACGCCUGGGACACCACCAAAGACAAAGCCGGUGAUGCUUGGGAUACCACCAAGGAUAAGGCUGGCGAUGGAAAAGGAAAGGCUGGAGAUGCCUGGGACACCACCAAGGACAAGGCUUCUGAUGCUUGGGAUACCACCAAGGAUAAGGCUGGAGAAGCUAAGGAUAAGAUGGGAGAAGCCUGGGAUCAUACCAAGGACAAGGCAGGAGAGGCUAAAGACAAAGCUUCCGAUGCCGCAGAUGAUGCUCAGGGCAAGUCUAAAUCGAUGACGGAGAAAAUCGGAGAUUCCAUCUCUGGAGCUUGGGAAUCCACCAAGGACACUGCUGUCAGCGCCAAGGACAAAACUGCUGAGGCUGCUGGCAAAGUUGGAGAUUCCAUCUCUGGAGCAUACGACACCGUCAAAGAAAAGGCUUCCGACAUCGCAGAUUCCUUCAAAGCCCACUCUACUGACUCCAAGGAUAAUGUAGAGAACAAAGCAGCAGAUGCCUACAACUCUGCCAAAGAUAAGGCCUCUGAUGCUUGGGACAAGACCAAGGACAAGGCUGGUGACGCCAAAGACAAAGCCGCCGAUGCUUGGGAUACCACCAAGGAUAAGGCUGGUGAUGCUUGGGACUCCACAAAGGACCACGCCGCUGAUGCCAAGGAUAAGGCUUCCGAUGCCGCAGGAGACGCCAAGGACAAGUCCAAGUCUCUAACCGAAAAGGCUGGUGAUGCUAUUUCUGGAGCUUACGAUUCUGUCAAAGAAAAGGCUUCCGACAUCGCGGACUCCUUCAAGGCCCACUCAACCAACUCCAAGGAUAACGUUGAGAACAAAGCGUCUGACGCUUAUAACUCUGCCAAGGAUAAGGCUUCCGACGCCUGGGACAAAACCAAGGACAAGGCUGGCGAGGCCAAGGACAAGGCUGGAGAUGCUUGGGACAACACCAAGGAUAAGGCUGGCAACGCUUGGGACUCAACCAAGGACAAGGCUUCUGAUGCUUGGGAUACCACCAAGGACAAGGCCUCCGAUGCCAAGGAAUCUGCUGGAGACGCUGCUGACUCGGCGAAGGACAAGUCCAAAUCUAUCACUGAGACAAUCGGUGAUAAAAUUUCUGGAGCCUAUGACUCCGUUAAGGAAAAAGCUUCUGAUGUAGCUGAUUCGUUUAAGGCUCACUCUUCUGAUGCCCAGGAUACCGUAGAGAGUUCCGCCUCCGAUACACUCGAGUCCGCCAAGCAUCACGCGUCUGAUGCUGCUGAUGCUGCCCAAGACGCUUUCGAUUCUGUCAAAGAGAAAACUACUGACAUGUGGGAUUCUGCGAAACAUCAAACUUCCGAUGCUGGAGAUUCUGCAGAAAAGCACUUUGAUGAUGCUGUCGACGCGGCCAAGGAUGCUUAUGAUUCUGCUAAAGACAAGACUUCGGAUACACUUGACUCUGUUAAGAAAGAAGGACAAGAAGCUUCCGACAGUACGAAAUCCCUCACUAGUGACGCUGGAGAUGCAAUUUUGGGUGCCUAUGAUGCUGCCAAAGAAAAGGCUUCCGAUGCAUGGGAGUCAACUAAGGAAAUGGUUUCUGAAGCAUAUGAACAAGCUGAGAAACACGCUGAUGAUGGCGCUGAUUCUGCUAAGGACUACGUCGAAGAUGCAAAAGACAAAGCUUCCGAUGUCUGGGAUUCUGCAAAGGAUAAAACGUCUGAUGUUUUCGACUCUUUAAAGGAACACGGUGAAGAUGCUUCUGAUAGUGCCAAGGACCUCGCAAAUGACGCAGAAGACGCAAUCAAAGAUACUUAUGAUUCGGCCAAAGAAAAAGCUUCCGAUGCUUUCGAUUCUGCAAAGGAACAUGGUGAAGAUGCGCAAGAAUCUGCCAAAGAAUAUUUCGAACAGGCUAAGGAAAAAGCUUCUGACGCACUCGACUCUGCUCAGAAACACGGAGAUGACGCUAAGGAAUCUGCUCAGGGAUAUUUCGAGCAAGCCAAGGAUAAGUCAUCGGAAAUUUGGGAUUCUGCCAAGAAGCACGGAGAGGAGGCAUCCGACUCUGCUAAAGAUUACUUUGAACAAGCGAAAGAUAAGGCUUCGGAUGCUGUGGAAUCUGCAAAGAAGCAAGGGGAGGAAACUUCCGACGCUGCAAAAGAACACGCUGAUCAUGCCAAAGGAAAAAUUGCCGAUGCCUGGGAUGCUACCAAAGACAAGGCUGAUGACGUGAAAGACACAGCUGGAGAAACAUUCGAGAACAUCCAUCAUUCAGCUACCACGGCUGUGGACGAGGCUAGAGAAAACGCUGCUGCAGCAAAGGACAAUGCUUCGGAAAGUGCAGAGUCUACUAAGUAUUCCAUCGUCGACACUGCCAAGGGUAUUGCUCAUAGUGCCGAGGAAAAGCUCGAGGGAGCUGCUUCUGUUGUUGGAGAUGCUGUUCAAUACGUCAAUGAUUCGGCCACUUCAGCUGUCAGCACCGUUGCUGACUCCGUAUCGUCCGCUGUUCACACAGUCGGAGAGAAACUUCACGACGCUGAAGAAGCUGCAUCAAAUUAUAUGCACGGAGCACAUAAAUCCGCAUCGGAAGCUGCCCAUGAUACUAAGGAAGCAGUUACAUCGAAGGCCGCUGAAGUCGAGAAGUCGGCUGCUGAUGCUGCGAAGAACACUGCCGAUGAAGCCAAGAAGACAGCCGAACACGUCGAGCAGAAGGUCGAUGAGAACUUGAAAACUGGAACUCUUCCAUCACCGAAAAGUGGAAAUACGGACACUCUUCGCUCGACUCGUUCUGAAGGAACCCCUAACAAGAGAAGAUGCACAAUCCUUUAAAAUAAUUAUUCUUCCCAUAUUCAAGUAUUCUCCCAGUGUUUUCUCUUUUCAUCCUGAUUCAUAUAAAUGUGCUUCUUUUUCAUCCCCAAGAUCUGGUAUAUAAAACAGUAAUUUUAUCGCUACCCUCUGCAUCCCCUCUACUACUGCUUCGCUAAAUUGUUGUUGAAUUGUUUCAAUCUUUUUGGAUUGCCCCGCCAACUAUAUUUACUAUCAGUUUCCUCUGUUAAUUCUUUGUUGUAGAAAGAAACAAUCUCCCUUCCCCAUUCCCAUCUGACAAAUAAUAUUUACCACUACCAAUAUUGUGCCUUUUAUAGGUUUCUUUUGCUUGCUUUGUUUUUAAAAAUUCUACCAAUUUUUGCUGAAAUUCAGCCAAUAUCCCCCUAAAUCGUUCAAUUGUUUUAUAAUUCGUGUUCAAUUGUAGUAAAAUUUAAAUAAUGU
This is a messenger RNA of Caenorhabditis elegans, 4455 nucleotides long. It is a transcript of the gene lea-1, whose product is annotated as Plant Late Embryo Abundant (LEA) related. The record is from RefSeq and is marked reviewed. The transcript has 11 exons. Gene Ontology annotation, cellular component: extracellular region. Bases 1 to 4017 code for a protein of 1338 amino acids. Gene Ontology annotation, biological process: lipoprotein metabolic process; lipid transport. NCBI's taxonomy places the organism in Eukaryota, Metazoa, Nematoda, Chromadorea, Rhabditida, Rhabditidae. Gene Ontology annotation, molecular function: lipid binding.